CAUUUUGUUAAGCUCAAGCACAAGAUAUACUAAUAUGUCUUUCUUAUUAAAUAAUGGCGUCCGUAUCCCAGCUAUAGGUUUAGGAACAUGGCAAUCAAAACCGAAUGACGUCUAUAAUGCUGUUUUGACAGCUUUGAAGACUGGAUAUACACACAUUGAUACAGCUUAUGUGUACCGCAAUGAAAAAGAAGUCGGACAAGCUAUUAAGGAUAGUGGAAUACCAAGAGAAAGAUUAUUCAUAACAACAAAACUUUGGAACACGAGUCAUCGACCAGAACUUGUAGAAGAAGCAAUAACCGUAUCUUUGACGAAUUUACAAUUGGAGUACGUUGAUUUAUAUUUAAUGCAUUGGCCUAUCGCAUUUCAGCCUUCAAAAUACAGUAUUCCAAAAACAGCUGACGGGCGUGUUGCUUUGGAUUGGACGGUGGAUUUUGUAGACACGUAUAAAGCCAUGGAAAAGUUAGUCAAGAAUAAGAAAGCACGUGCAAUAGGCGUCAGUAAUUUUAAUAAGCAAAACUUACAAAAACUGUUAAAGUCCUGUAACAUCAUACCCGCCGUCAAUCAAGUUGAGAUGCAUUCAUACUUACCACAGCCCGACUUGUUACAAUUUUGUCAAAGUAAGCAAAUUCAUGUUACUGCCUACUCGCCAUUAGGGAGCACCAACUCUCCUAUAAUGGAAGAGCCACUUGUGUUGAAGAUUGCGCAGAAGUAUAAUAUCACCCAGGCUCAAGUAUUGUUGUCAUGGGGUAUUCAACGGGGCUGUUCUGUUAUUCCAAAAUCAGUGACAGCUUCAAGAAUCGUUAGCAAUUUUAAAACAGUCAAAUUGGACAGAGAAGAUUUUGAACAACUACAGACUUUGAAAGGGAUAGAUGAACCCGAACGACUACUCGAUCCGUCAUCCAUUUGGGGAGUGGAGAUAUACAAGCCGAAGUUGUAAUGUUUGAAAGAACAGAUGUACAUAAAGAUGGUAUUCAUAACGAAAUACAUCCAAAUUCGCGUAAUAAAGACAAAUGCGUCACUACAUUCUUAUAACUGACCAAAAAAAAAAAAAAAUGAAGAAAA
Molecule: messenger RNA, 1062 nt
Organism: Mycotypha africana
Lineage: Eukaryota; Fungi; Mucoromycota; Mucoromycetes; Mucorales; Mycotyphaceae
Product: NADP-dependent oxidoreductase domain-containing protein
Exons: 10
Coding region: 35-937 (300 amino acids)
Cellular component (GO): cytosol
Molecular function (GO): aldose reductase (NADPH) activity
Source: RefSeq, a predicted model, not a curated record